UUUGUCUACUUCUUGUUUGUGUUGUGACUCUAGCAUUACUCUAAGACGAAAGCCCUCCUUAAACCCUAAUUAACCUCCCCACUCUGCUCCGUUCGUCUGAAUUCUCAGUUUCUCACCUUCCCAAACAUUCCACCAUUCCUCUCCCUCUCUCAUAUUAUGAGAUACUCCAAAUUUCGUCAGUUAUUUCGUGGCAAGUCAUUACAAUCAUGUAAGCACAUAAUUGUAUUCACUUUCAGAUGAACUCUGUCUCGAGUGACUGGGAAAUGCGCCAAAGGGAUGCAGAAGUUGAUGAGCAGAAAUCCAUUUGGUUUUCAAGCAAGUUUAUCCCUUAGCUCUCUCCCUCUAUCUUUCUCAUUCGAUUUUCUCUGUCUAGGGUUUUACAAGAACCCUCAAAUACCUUUUUUCCCCUCUUUCCUCAAACCCAGCAUUGCAAUGCCCUCAUUGGCCGCUCUCCAGUCCCUGCGCCACUCUUCUCUUCCCAAUUCUACCGCCAGGUUCCCUUUCUCUGCCGGGGAAAGAUUAGUCACAAAGACACUCUCUUCCCAGUCCAUGAGUUGCCAAAUUUGUCGUUGUUAUCUCCCAGGUGUGGCUCCAAUGAGGGCCUGGGCUUAUCUUGAGCGCAAAAAUUGGAGCGGGUCCCAAGCCAAGUUGUUCUCUACGGUUGCCGUGGCUACGGAUAAGGGUUUACUUGCGCCAGAAGGUAGGACUGAGGGGUUGGAGAGUUCGAAACCGGAUGCUGCCGCUGGUGAAUGGAGCCCAAAGGAUUUUAAGGAGCAGGAGGGAGAGAGGUCUCAACGGAGGCAGAGGAGUGGGAGCCCCAUAGCCGGGCCAUUACAGGGGAAUCCAGAUUUGCUAGCCAUACCGGGUGUGGGACCAAGGAACUUGAAGAAGCUGGUGGAGAAGGGAUUCGAAGAUGUUUCCCAACUUAAGAAGCUAUACCGGGAUAAGUUCUUUGGAACUUCAAGUGAAAAGAUGGUUGAGUUCUUACAGAGCUCAGUUGGUAUCAUCCACAAAAACCAUGCUGAGAGUAUUACUACGUUCAUUAAGAAAAGUGUGGAUGAAGAGUUGAAGGACAGGGUUGAUUCUGACAUAAAGACUGCACAAAAGAAACGGAUAACUUUCUGCGUUGAGGGAAAUAUAAGUGUUGGCAAAACCACUUUUUUGCAGAGAAUAGCUAAUGAAACACUUGAGCUACAAGACCUUGUUGAGGUAGUACCUGAACCUAUUGGGAAGUGGCAGGAUAUUGGGCCUGAUCACUUCAACAUAUUAGAUGCAUUCUACGCUGAGCCCCAAAGAUAUGCAUAUACCUUUCAAAACUAUGUUUUUGUUACAAGAGUAAUGCAGGAGAGAGAAUCAUCCAGUGGUAUCAAACCUCUCAGGUUGAUGGAGAGAAGUGUUUUUAGUGACAGGAUGGUCUUUGUAAGGGCGGUUCAUGAAGCUAACUGGAUGAAUGAGAUGGAGAUCAGCAUCUAUGACUCAUGGUUUGACCCUGUCGUUUCCACUUUGCCUGGUCUAAUACCCGAUGGUUUUAUCUAUCUGAGAGCAAGCCCUGAUACUUGCCACAAGAGAAUGAUGCUACGUAAGAGAGACGAGGAAGGUGGAGUCUCCCUUGACUAUUUGAGAGAUUUGCAUGAAAAACACGAGAGCUGGCUUUUCCCAUUUGAAAGUGGAAACCACGGCAUACUAUCAGUCAGUAAACUCCCACAGACCUUUGAAAAUAACUUACCUUUGGAUAUAAGGGAUCGUGUCUUCUAUUUGGAGGGUAAUCGUAUGCAUCCAAGUAUUGAAAAGGUUCCUGCCUUGGUUCUUGAUUGUGAGCCGAACAUUGACUUCAAUAGAGAUAUUGAAGCAAAGCGACAGUAUGCGCAACAAGUUGCCGAGUUCUUUGAAUUUGUGAAGAAAAAGAAAGAAGUAAACGCUUCUGGUUUUGGUGAAAAAGAUUUGCCAAAGAUUAAUCAACCGCAGUUGCUCCUGCCUCAGAGAAAGGGAAUGUGGGUGCCCGAGGGGAAAUUCUCAGAUUUCGGCCUAAAAUCUUUGGAUCUCAGGCGAACGAUGUCCCUUUUGUCCCACUAGUGGGAGUCUUAGCAAGUGCCAAAAUCCAAUGCCUUGGGGAGGUGGUCUUCUAAGUCAAUCUGCCUGUAAAAAAGUCUUAGUAUUUGACUUUGCUUUGAUCCCAAGGCGUUGUAUUGUGGAUGCUCGGGAAGGUGGAAGCUUUUGUAAAGUAUCCCAGGUUUUUAGUCUGUUAGCAGUGAAAAUGUAAAGAAGGUAAUCUAGAGGAGUAGCUAGCUGUGGAUUGAUUCAUAAGUGGAAGAUUUCUACUCCCUUCGUCCCAAAUUAUAAUGUUUGUUCACUAUUCACAAGGUCAAACUUUAUUCACUUUCUUUCUCUAUUUUCGUAAGCAAUUUGAUAAAAUAAAGUACUAUUGUCACU
This is a messenger RNA of Cuscuta campestris, 2430 nucleotides long. NCBI's taxonomy places the organism in Eukaryota, Viridiplantae, Streptophyta, Magnoliopsida, Solanales, Convolvulaceae. The record is from the annotation of a GenBank genome assembly.